AUGUGUCGAGAACGAAAAAUUGAUAAUAAACAAGUUGAUAAUACAGCCAAUGAACAAUAUAACCAAUUGCUUGCUCAACUUCAUGACGAACUCAACGAAUUACUAUUGACCACUGCACAUCUUCAAGCUGAGAGUGCUCGAUUGGAGGAUGAAGCUCGAAAAUUAAUCAAUGAAAACAUUCAGAUUCAACUCGAAGCUCGUUUAUUGAAAGAUAAAUAUCAUUUUCGCAAGCGAUAUUCUGUAUUAAUACGAAAGAAUCGAUUCAAUUUUCGACAAUUAAAACAACAAUUGAAAUUACAACGGAAAAAUUUUUUCAAAUUCGAACGACGUUUACGUGCUAAAUAUGAACAACCAUUACAUCGCAUUGUAUCGACUCCAUCUCGAACGAAAAGCCAACGAACCUAUCGACGUAUACGAUCAAUGCCAUCUGAAUCGAAUGACUAA
This is a messenger RNA of Adineta ricciae, 444 nucleotides long. The record is from the annotation of a GenBank genome assembly. Lineage: Eukaryota; Metazoa; Rotifera; Eurotatoria; Adinetida; Adinetidae.